This is a messenger RNA of Daphnia magna, 2388 nucleotides long. RefSeq names its product transcription factor IIIB 90 kDa subunit-like. The record is from RefSeq and is a predicted model, not a curated record. Gene Ontology annotation, molecular function: RNA polymerase III general transcription initiation factor activity; TBP-class protein binding; RNA polymerase III type 3 promoter sequence-specific DNA binding. Gene Ontology annotation, cellular component: transcription preinitiation complex; nucleus; transcription factor TFIIIB complex. NCBI's taxonomy places the organism in Eukaryota, Metazoa, Arthropoda, Branchiopoda, Diplostraca, Daphniidae. The transcript has 11 exons. Gene Ontology annotation, biological process: DNA-templated transcription initiation; transcription by RNA polymerase III; transcription preinitiation complex assembly. The coding region runs from base 260 to 2032 and encodes 590 amino acids.
CCUUCUGUCAUAUUUGCAUAAGUGUCUCAGUUUCUCCUUAUUUGAUAGGCGAGUCUGGUUACUAAAAAGUUUUUGUAACUUCUUUGAACCAUUUCGUAGAUAUUAACCCACGUGCAGCAUGAAGUGUCAAGAAGAGUAACUUUGAAAACAAUAUUCUAAGUUAUCCUGAAUGCUGGAGUAGAAUCUCUACAUUGAUCCGAAGUAAGGAUUUAUCAACAGCUACCGUGGAGGAAAUGGGAAACAAUCAAGGGAAAUAACUAUGAAGAGGGCCAGGGAGAAAAUAACAACUAUGGGACAACAAUUAAACCUCAACCAACACUGUAUAGAUAUGGCUGUAAACUUUUACGGUAUGGCUCUGGCUCGCCGUUUGACAAAUGGCAGGAAGUCUUCUCAUGUUGUGGCUGCAUGCAUAUAUAUAACUUGCCGAAUGGAAGGGACUGCCCAUCUUCUGAUAGAUAUUGCAGAUGUUAUAGAUAUUGACGUUUACACACUUGGCCAUAAUUUCAUGCAAAUUGCGAAAGCAUUUAACUUAAAUAUUCCAUCAGUUGAUCCUUGCCUGUACGUCAUGCGUUAUGCUAAUCGAAUGAAUUUCGGUGAUAAAACACACGAGGUGUCCAGGACUGCCUUACGUCUUGUACAGCGGAUGAAACGUGAUUGGAUUCACACUGGUCGACGGCCUUCUGGUCUUUGCGGAGCGGCAUUACUGAUUGCUGCUCGAAUUCACGGCUUUAAUCGAACAGUGCUCGAUGUUAUCAAAGAAGUCAAGGUCCACGAGAACACCGUACGAAAACGCAUGCAAGAGUUUGGCGAAACCGCUUCAAGUAGUCUGACCUUAGAAGAGUUCAUGCAAGUAGAUCUGGAAGAAGAGCAUGAUCCUCCAGCCUUUCUUAAAUCGCGUAAGAAAGACAGAAGUGACAAAGUCGAAGAAGAGGCGACGGAAGAAAUGGUUAAGCUAGAGGAAGAGAUUAAUCGGCAGAUUGCUUUGAGUCUGGCAAAGAAACGAGGACCUUGGGCGAAAUAUUCAAAAGAGGCGCUUCAACAGCCAGUCUCUCCUGCUUCGUGUACCAGUGGAAUAAGUAGUCCAUCCGCGGACCCUGAGGUGGAUGACGUUAUUGCAGACAUGACAAUGACAGCCGUCAAGGAAUGUCUGACUCCCACUGAAGUGGCCGCCGUAGAGGCGAACACCUUACCCACUGCCGGUACAACUGAUCCCGGGGCAGACGAGUCUGCUUUAAUGCCUCCUCCUGGUGCCACAUAUCUGCAACUGCGACAUCAUCUCAGGCCUUCACUAGCCAGCCUUGGUAUUUUUUCUGGAUCCGGGGAGAAGGAAGAGAUCAGCAAAGAGGAGGCCGUUGCCUCCGAUUCGGGAGAACUUGAUUUGGAGGGAAUUGAUGACUCGGAGAUGGAUACAUAUAUUAAAACAGAGGACGAGGCGAAGAUGACUAGUGACAUGUGGAUGGCCCUGAAUGGAGAAUUUAUGAAAGAGUUAGAAGCAAAACAGAAAAGAAGAGCGGAAGAAGAGGAAGAAAAACAGAAAAGGGGCGAAAAGCGCAAACGUAAGGCCGCUCGGCGGCAACCGCAAUCUUAUUCAGGUGCCACCCCAGGCGAAGCGAUCGGUAAAAUGUUGGUUGGCAAGCGGAUUUCCAACAAGAUCAAUUACGAAAAGUUGAAGGACUUGGAUUUUUCUUUUGCCCCAACAUCGUCCGUUUCCAAUUCAGUUCCGUCGACAUCGGCAGUUAUUUCUGAACCGGCAGUAGAAUCCGUUGUGCCAUCUUCAACGUCAACUAGAUCUGGCGGAGCCAAAGUAAAUUUGUCGGCUGUGAAGCCCAGAGGACCCACUGCCUUGAAAUCCGAAACGAAGCCCCUGAAAGGGAAACUACAACCGCCUUCUCCAACGCCACCUCCUCCCCAACAGGAAGAUGUAUACGAGGAAGAGGAAGAAGAAGAAGAGGAUGAAAUACAGUCUGUUGGAAACCUACUCAAUAGCUUUCAUGGAGAUGGAGGCUACGGUGGCGACUACGACGAAUACUAGCCAUUGUAGGAUACCGUAUAACAAACUGUACACACAAUUAUUGUUAUUUUCUCACCACGUCAAUUUUUCUCACCCUUUCAUUUUGUUUCAUCAGCCCUUUAUUUAACCGUUGAAUAUGUGAAUGUGCAAAACGAAAGUACCGUUGACAGCUUGACGGUUCCUUCCUCACUGCUGUUCUUCUCUUUAGUAUUACUCACUAGAGGUCGAGCGGUUUUCUCUUUAAAAAAGGGGACCAAUCUCUCACACGACACAUCCCCACGCCCAUUGACCGAAAUUUUAGUAUACAACCAUUGGUACAGCUACCGUAUACCCAAUUGCGGUAUCUAAUAAAAGAAAAAUGAAGUUUUUCUCCCUAA